Molecule: messenger RNA, 3154 nt
Organism: Lytechinus pictus (painted urchin)
Lineage: Eukaryota; Metazoa; Echinodermata; Echinoidea; Temnopleuroida; Toxopneustidae
Product: tigger transposable element-derived protein 1-like
Exons: 2
Coding region: 1105-2817 (570 amino acids)
Cellular component (GO): nucleus
Molecular function (GO): DNA binding
Source: RefSeq, a predicted model, not a curated record
AUAUCGGCAAAUUUUGUUACAUGUACCUUUUGCGUCCGCUCCAAGAAAAUCCGAUCUUCUCGACAAGCAUCAAGAAAUCUCCAGUUUACAAGCAGAGGUCUCCAAAUAAGUAAAAUGUGAUAUAGUGAGGGAUUGUAUUACCGACCGGCCUUGUAUUACCGAACGCGUAGCGUAAUUCAACUAAAAUGGCUUUAUACGCAUGGGACUACGCGUAGAAUGUUCUUCAUCCCUUCACACAGCUAAGACAGGACAGAAAUUCACAAGAUGAGGCGAAAAAAUGUAAGUAAUUCAUCAUAUUUCCAUUAAAAGUUACUAAUUUAUUGAAAAAAUGCUUUAUCAUUGAAAAUAUUUUCGUUUUAGAGCGAAAUUACCGUUAUUUCAGAGACCCUCGCGAACGUUCGUUUCGAUCUUGUUCGUUGCCGUCGGAGAGAGAGAGAGAGAGGGAGUGAUAUGCGGUGUGUGCCUUCUUUGUUUACACACGGGCAACCGUCGAUGCGAAGCAUUCGGUCGAAUCGGCCGUUUGAUCCGACGAAAGUUUGAGUGAUAACAAGAAAAGUGUGUGCAGAUUUAGUUUGUUGAGUUGUUCGUAGAUAGUGUAAUAAUAAUAUUUGAUGAAAUAAAAAAUGAAUAAUUCAAUGAACUGUAUGAUGUAUCCAAGUUGGAUCUAGAAAUGAGAAAAGUGAUUAUUGAAAUUAAUGGACUAGAAGUUAAAAUAACACACAUUUUUCAUUAAGUAAAGAGAUGACAGCAUGAUGAAAAAAACCCAGAUCAGUUUGAAACUUGAUAUUAAAGGAAAAGGAUAAUUAUUGCUUGAAAUUAAAUGGAUGGACGAUUGGAACGGCUGGAAAGAUAAUUAGAUAAUUGAAAAAAUACAGGGGCGGUGUCAUGGGGGUGGGCAUGAAUGAGUGAAUAUGAAAUUAAAAGAAAAGGAGAAUGAAGAAGAAAGGGAAAAGAAAAACUAUUCCAGUCUUACUUUGAUCUACUACCAAAAUAGAUUAUUUGCUUUUCUGAUGUUUUGCAUAUUUGUUUAUUAAUUUUAUUUAGGAAUUCCCGAGGAAAUGUCCAAAUCAACAUGGUCGACGCAAAUCAUACUCUGAGCUCAAUAUGGAGACUGCUCUCAAUCUUGUGGACGGAGGGGCCUCUCUUCAUUCAGCCUCAAAGAGAUGCAGCAUCCCUAAGACAACACUCCAUGAUAGAGUCCACAAGAAAUACAAAUGUUCCAAGUCAGGACCUCGUCCAGUGCUGUCCUUUACAGAAGAGGAACAGGUCGUAUCCCAUCUUAACUUUAUGGCUGAUCGAGGUUAUGGACUUUCAAGGAGAGAUGCAAUUACAUUGGCUAGUGAUUUAGCCAACAAUCUGAAGAGGCUGAAACAUCGCCCUGAACACAAACGCCGGCUGACUGUCAAUUGGUUUAAAGGGUUUCUUGGACGGUGGCCAACCAUCCGACUUGUAAAACCACAAGGUCUCUGUAUGUCUCGGGCGAAGUCAUCAAAGCCACAGAUCGUCAGGGACUACUUUGAUGAGCUAGAGAGAAUCCUGAGAAAGUACAAUCUUCUCGAAAUGCCCAGCCGGAUUUUUAACGUGGACGAAGUUGGUUUCAAUUGCGAACACCGGCCGGUCAAGAUCGUGACGAGGAAAUCAUGCCAUCGGCCACAGUCUAUUACUUCGCCGAGGUCAGCAUUGACGACACUCAUCGCAUGCGGAAAUGCUGCAGGUGAUAGUCUUCCUCCAUUCCUUGUUUUCAAAGGAAAAAAGGCCACCGAGACCCUGCGAGAAGGCGGACUACCAGGAACAUUGGUAGACGUAAGUGACUCGGGUUGGAGUAACUCGGAGUUAUUCCUCAAGUUUAUGAAGGAACAUUUCCUCCCCUACAUCAACGGAAGGAGGGCAGCUGGGGAGCCUGUAAUGCUGAUCUACGACGGCCACAAGUCGCAUGUGUCAGUCCCUGUCCUUCAGAUGGCGAGAGCUAACAACAUCGUGCUAUUCGUCCUCCCAGCUCACACCAGUCACUUCCUGCAGCCGUUGGAUGUUGGUGUAUUCUCCCCAAUGAAGGCACAAUACAAUACUUCAUGCAGUCGUUUUCUCAGACAACAACCUGGCCGAGUAAUUACUAGAUAUGACCUGUGUCACUUGAUUGGAGAUGCAUACAGAUGCUCUAUGAACAAGGGAAACCUUUCAGCAGGAUUCAGGGCCACCGGUAUCUUUCCUCUCAACCGAGAAAGGAUCGACAUCGAUGUCAUCUGCGGACCGUCAGCGCUUGUGAAUCCGGCACCAGUAGAGUCUGUAGAGAAUGCCGAACCUGCGACACCAACUGAGGCAUUUCUUGCUGAACGCCGCCCUUCUCAUCCACCACCAAGCCAAGAUCAGAAGAAGAGAAAGUACAAGUACCAAGCAGCUGGAGUUGCAGUGACAGAAGAAGGGAUCUACCUCAAGAUUCUCCGUGUAAAUAAUGGUGAUGUCGAUGAGGGUAAAGAUUUUACUCCGGCCGCUGCAACCACCUCAGUCGAAACGACUGCUGAUGAGACUCCGGCACGACCAGGACCGUCAGGAGCCUGUUCAUCCAUCACACAGCCCCGCAGAUUAGUCUUUGACAACGCCAUGGACGACGACACCGAUGACUACGGUGCUGAGGAUGAAGAUGACAAACCAUGCUGUGUCUGUGGGCAGAUGACACCCAAGUCUAUGGAUAGACGAGUUCUUACCAUCGUGAACUGGGUAAAGUGUGACAACUGUGAACAUUGGGUCCAUCUACGUUUCUGCUGUCGUUGGUUUAAGGCACCAAGGAGUUAUCUGUGUCCUUGUUGUAGUGACGAGUGAUUUUUUUCCUAGUUGAUCAACUUCUUUCUAUCUUGAAUUCUUCCUGUCCUUGAUUCAUCUUCCCCUUUAUAUUUUAUUCCUUUCUGUCAUCUAUCACUUUCAGUUUACAAUCAUUUUAGACAUGUGUAAUAUUUAUGUGAUUGUAAUGCCAUGCUAUUUAUUUUGUAUAAUUUUCAUUAUUUACUUAUUGUUGAUUCUGUUAUUUAUGAAUGAAACAUGACAACUAUAUGACUUCUUUGAAUGUUAUGAAUACAUCAUUGGAAAUGUGCAUGGAGUAUAUAUUUUAAGAUGUAUGAUAUUGUUAUCUUAACUUGUUAUUCAUUGGAAAUGUUGUGUG